Candidozyma duobushaemuli is the source of this 1215-nucleotide messenger RNA. RefSeq lists its product as uncharacterized. The record is from RefSeq and is a predicted model, not a curated record. Bases 1 to 1215 code for a protein of 404 amino acids. Lineage: Eukaryota; Fungi; Ascomycota; Pichiomycetes; Serinales; Metschnikowiaceae. Gene Ontology annotation, cellular component: membrane. Gene Ontology annotation, biological process: regulation of peptide transport. The transcript has a single exon.
AUGUUCAGAAGGCUACUGACGGCGACAGUGACGUUUUUCCAGUCUUUCUUCCUUCAAGAGAGUCAGCUCUCUCUGGCACAAAAAUGGGUGUUGGGUUUGGUUAAUCUAGCUGCUGUGGUGCUUUUUUGGGUCCUGUCCUCGUUCCUCGUUAACGAUCUAUUCGAGACAAAGAUCUAUCGGAAACCGUUCUUCAUAACAUGGAUCAAUACCUCCUGUUUCACUUUGUUCCUCAUACCGUACAUGAAGUACGAACGUCUCUCGGUGAAUGGCUUUAUUGCCGUUAUUCGCAGAUCUUGGAAUCAACAAAGGUACACACGUCUUAGAGACCAGGAACUGCUGCCUGAAACGCCGAAUGAAUAUGGUCUGCUGAUGGAGCAGCUAUCUACGGCAGAGCCCCCACCGGAAGUCGUCAAGCCUGCUGAUGAGGAGGUGCCAAUGAUCGAAACAAUCAAACUUUCCCUCCAGUUCAUCGUGCUCUGGUUUCUGGCGAAUUUGGUGACCAACUCGUCGCUAUCAUACACUUCUGUUGCGUCUCAGACGAUUUUGUCCUCGACAUCGUCAUUUUUCACCCUUAUCGUGGGACACUUCUACCUGGUUGAGACGAUCAACAGAAACAAGAUCAUUGGGAUUCUUCUUUCCUUUGCUGGUGUUCUCAUUGUAACAAAGAUUGAUGCCUCAGACUCCAACCAGACCCCAACAGCCUCGUCCCCAAUGCUUAUACUAUGGGGCAACUUUUUGGCUCUAGCUGGAGCACUCAUCUAUGGUGUGUACACCAUUCUCCUUAAAAAGAAGAUUACCGUUCCCGACAAGCGGAAGGAGCGUAUUUUGAACACCCAUCUUUUCUUUGGCUUUGUCGGGCUCUACUGCCUUGUGUUCCUCUGGCCCUUGAUCAUCAUUCUCCAUUUCACUGGCCUCGAGGAGUUCGAAGUACCAAAAGGCCUGUACGUUUUAGCGCUUCUAGGUGCUAAUGCCUUCAUUACGUUUAUUUCCGACUUUUGCUGGUGCAAAGCUGUGCUUCUCACCAGUCCCUUGACGGUCACAGUCGGUCUUUCGCUCACAAUUCCGUUGGCGAUGAUUGGCGACUGGUUCAUUAAAGGCUUCCAUGUGAACGCGUGGUACAUCUUCGGUGCUGCUGUAGUCACCGUCGGGUUUAUGGUUAUCAAUAGAGACGAAAAGGAGGAAUUCGUGGGAGAGGACCCAGAGGAGUCCUCCUAA